Chenopodium quinoa (quinoa) is the source of this 1107-nucleotide messenger RNA. RefSeq lists its product as uncharacterized. Lineage: Eukaryota; Viridiplantae; Streptophyta; Magnoliopsida; Caryophyllales; Amaranthaceae. The record is from RefSeq and is a predicted model, not a curated record. Bases 1 to 1107 code for a protein of 368 amino acids. The transcript is spliced from 3 exons.
AUGAACGAUGAGUUUAGUGCUUUGAUUAAAACAGGGACAUGGGAUUUGGUGCCUUGGCCUACGGAGGUGAAUAUUGUUAAUUGUAUGUGGCUAUUUAAACACAAAUUCAAGUCUAAUGGUGACCUUGAAAGGCACAAAGCUCGUCUUAUGUGUGAUGGCAAGUCACAAGAAGUUGGUGUGGAUUGUGAUGAGACGUUCAGUGCAGUAGUUAAACCAGCCACUAUUUGUAUUGUUCUUAGCUUAGCUUUGGCUAAAAAGUGGUCGAUUCAUCAAUUAGAUGUCAAAAAUGCCUUUUUACAUCGGAUUGCGGUGACUCGUACUCCCUCUUAUUUGCUACUUUCACAGGAAAAGUAUGCACAAGAGAUUUUAGAGCGUGCAGGUUUGGGCUCUUGUAAACCUGCAGCUACUCCAGUUGACACUAAGUCCAAACUUAGUGCAGAUGCAGGACCACCUUUUCGGGAUCCUACGUUGCUAGAUAUUGCCUAUGCGGUACAACAAGUGUGUCUUUUUAUGCAUGAUCCCCGAGAAUCUCAUUAUGAUGCAUUGAAACGCAUUUUGCGUUAUGUUCAGGAUACCAUUAAUCAUGGCUUACAUUUAUAUCCAUCUACUUCUCACCGUUUGAUUACUUACACUGACGGUGACUGGGGAGGUUGUCCCGAUACCCGUCGUUCUACAUCGGGUUAUUGCUGCUUUCUUGGGGACAACCUCGUUUCUUGGUCAUCUAAGCGUCAACAUACUUUAUCUAAAUCGAGUGCAGAAGCAGAAUAUCGAGGUGUCGCAAAUGUUGUCUCUGAGGCAUGUUGGCUUCGUAAUCUUUUACUUGAGUUACAUUGUCCUCUUCGACAGGCUACUAUUGUUUAUUGUGAUAAUGUCAGUGCUAUCUACCUUUCUGGCAACUCGGUACAACACCAACGCACCAAGCAUGUGGAGAUGGAUAUUCAUUUUGUUCGAGAAAAUGUUUCUUUGGGACAAGCUCAACUUCUACAUGUUCCUUCUAGAUAUCAGUUUGCGGACAUUUUCACAAAAGGCCUACCACGAGACUUAUUUUUGGGUUUCAGAUCCAGUCUUAGCGUACGACCUCCUCCCGCUAUGACUGCAGGGUUGUGA